AUGAAACGAACCAUCGUGAAGUCUAGUGAAAUACCUUUCGCAGUCUUUCGACCGACGGCAGAGAACUGGUGCGUUUCUAAAUGUGACGUCGAAAAAGUUCCUUUUGAGUGGAACAUUCAACAGUUUUUUCUUAUCGAGGAUCAAGUUACUAAAUCAGUUGAAUUUCAAGAUAAGAAACGUCCUUAUGCUGGUAAAUGGUGUUUAACACUCCAAAGGACUUACGACUGCGAUAGACGACCUACGACAAAUGAAGUCUUUUUCAGUAUCUCUCGUUACCAAGACAAAUGUUUCAAAGUGAAGAUGGCAAUUCUAAAUAAAAAAAGGGAAAUGAUUUGGCCACAAGAAGUUUUUGUGCCGAAACAUUGUUAUUCAAAGUGUGAAGUUUUGAGGGUUAAAAAAGAAUUAAUAUUGUCAAAUGACGUUUUGCUAACGGACGGCAGUCUAACCAUUUGCUGCGAGAUUGAGUAUGCAGGUAAAGAAGAAAUCGUAUCUGCUGCUGCGGAUAAAUGCAUUAGGCCUGUUCCUUUAUUCCCUCAGUCAACAAUUAGCGACCAACAGGAACGAUUAUUUGAAGACAUGCAAUUCAGCGAUGUCACUCUUAACGUCCAUGGGCGCCAAUUUCAAGCUCACAAAUGUAUUUUGGCAUCCAGCAGCAAAGUAUUUGAGGCCAUGUUCAACCACCCUACCAAGGAAAAUAUCACAAAUCAAGUUGUGAUUGAAGACAUUCAACCUGAAGUAUUUUCCGAACUUCUCCGUUUCAUUUAUUCCGGCCGCUUGACUUUAGCCACAAUGGAAACUAUGGCCGUCAGACUGUUUGCGGCUGCCGACAAAUAUUUGCUGGAUCAACUGAAAUCUGCAUGCGAGUCUCAUUUGCGUUCUCAAAUGUCGGCUGAGAAUUGCAUGGAAUUGCUUCUGCUCAGCGACCAGAUCCACCCAGCGGAUGAUUUGAAGCAGAGUGCGGUGGACUUCUUCCGGCGUUAUCCACGUGAAGUGAUGGCGACCGACGGAUGGAAAAAGGCGAAACACGAGCAUCCCAAUCAUUCUAUUUGGGUUCUUGUUGUAGAUAUUUUGGAGAACCUUUUUUUAUCGUCAGUUUAG
Molecule: messenger RNA, 1098 nt
Organism: Daphnia pulex (common water flea)
Lineage: Eukaryota; Metazoa; Arthropoda; Branchiopoda; Diplostraca; Daphniidae
Product: speckle-type POZ protein B-like
Exons: 1
Coding region: 1-1098 (365 amino acids)
Biological process (GO): proteasome-mediated ubiquitin-dependent protein catabolic process; regulation of proteolysis
Cellular component (GO): cytoplasm; nucleus
Molecular function (GO): ubiquitin protein ligase binding
Source: RefSeq, a predicted model, not a curated record